AUGUUCAACUUACGCAAUCUUCUUCGGUUGCCGCAGUCGCUAAAGCACAGCCUCACCCACACAGCAUCGUACCAAGCGCUAAGUAGCCCCAACGGGGAUGCCCCCACGAUGCCGCUCCGCCUUGUACUUCAGGUUCUCGCAAUCCAGCUCUUCUACUACACCACUGCUUUCCUUCUCAUUGGCAUGGUAGCGCUUCUCCUGGGCUGGGUGGGGGCCGACCCGGCGUUUUCCGUGGAAUGGAUCCUUGCACCGUCAGUGAUCCUCCGUUCGAUCUCAAACACCCGCACGCUCACACUCAUCGGCUGCUGGUGUCUCAUAGACGUGCUCACGGUGUGUUUCAUGUCACUCAUUCUCCAGUCGCGCUCGAAGAUCGUCUGGGACUUGGCCUUAUCCUUGCACAUCAUCAAUGUGCUCGUUGAUUGGUUUUACUUGGGCACUUUCCCCUCGCUCUGGACAGACACUGAGUGGUGGAUCUGGGAGCUUGUCAGCUGUGGCGCAAUGAUCUUGGCAAGCGUGCUAUUGAGCCGCUGGUCCGAAGUACGCGAGGGCUUCUUUGACGGAUUGCUCGACACCCCCGCCAAGACCCCGCGCCAACCAGACAUUGAAAUGGGUGUAGUUACCACCUCGCAACAAUAA
This is a messenger RNA of Babjeviella inositovora NRRL Y-12698, 636 nucleotides long. RefSeq names its product Sys1p (gene SYS1). NCBI's taxonomy places the organism in Eukaryota, Fungi, Ascomycota, Pichiomycetes, Serinales. The record is from RefSeq and is a predicted model, not a curated record. Gene Ontology annotation, cellular component: trans-Golgi network; Golgi membrane. The transcript has a single exon. Bases 1 to 636 code for a protein of 211 amino acids. Gene Ontology annotation, biological process: Golgi to endosome transport; protein localization to Golgi apparatus; Golgi to plasma membrane protein transport.